This is a messenger RNA of Esox lucius (northern pike), 3574 nucleotides long. RefSeq names its product retinoic acid induced 14 (gene rai14). Gene Ontology annotation, molecular function: actin binding. The coding region runs from base 239 to 3265 and encodes 1008 amino acids. Lineage: Eukaryota; Metazoa; Chordata; Actinopteri; Esociformes; Esocidae. The transcript has 18 exons. The record is from RefSeq and is a predicted model, not a curated record.
AUGUAUUCAGCCUGGACCUAGCCAGCAUAGCAUAUCUAGGUCGUCUUUUUGUUCACAUAUCGCAAGUACCUUUUUAUUUCUCGAAGAUAUUUGAACAGUUUUCUACAGACUGACAACUGAGUCAACUGUAUCAGACAGGUUUUGUAGCUAGCCCAUCAACAUCAGGCUAUUCCUCUGUGAGUCCAACUUUUAUAGGGGUCUCCUGGACAAGUGGAAAACUGUAUGGACCAGACCCAACAUGAAGAGCCUUAAAGCGAAGUUUAGGAAGAGCGACGCCCAUGAAUGGAGCAAAAACGACGAGCGCCUCUUGGCAGCCGUGGAACAUGGGGAGGUGGAGAAGGUAACUGCCCUCCUCGCCAAGAAAGGAGCCAGCGCCGUCAAACUGGACCAUGAGGGCAAGUCAGCUCUCCACUUGGCUGCUACCCGUGGACAGACGGAGUGUCUCUCAGUCAUCCUGGCACAUGGAGUGGACACAUCGGUCAUCGACGCCUCAGGUUUUAGUGCUUUACACCUUGCUGCCAAAAACAACCAUCAGGAGUGUGCCAAAAAGCUUAUACAGAGCAAAUGUGUGCUGAAUGCUCUGGAUGGCUCAGGGAAGACAGCCCUUCACCACGCAGCUGCCAGUGGAAGUGUGGCGAUUGUCCAAGCUUUAUGUGAGCACAAGUGUCCGGUGAACGUCAAAGACAAGGACGGCCUCAGCCCCCUGCUGCUGUCUGCCAGACACGCCCACGCCGAGGUUUGCAGCGGCCUGCUGGACUCGGGAGCCGACGUCAACGCACGUGAUAAAAAUGGCAGAACGGCAGUAAUGCUGGCCAGUGAGAGCAGCAGCUUGUCCGUAGUGGAGGUUCUGGUCCAGAGGGGAGCGGACCUCCAUGCUGUAGACUCUUUGGGUCAUGACGUCCUUCACUACGCCAAGUUGUCCGGCAGCAGUGAAGUCAGGGCCGUCCUCACUGCCGCUCUUCACAAGGCCCACUCAGACUCAGACACCCCAAAGUCUCCGAAAACCCCUCAGCAUGAUCAAGUGGCUAGGUUAGAUGGCGAUCGAAGCACAACUCCCAAAAAACGAAAAGCACCUCCACCUCCCAUUAGCCCUGUGCAGAUGUCUAGCUUCAACUCUCCUGUGUACAUGACCCCAAAUGAAACUCCAGUCUCCAGUAAAAGUUGUGGAUCUAAAGUCUUUCAUUAUACGGAGGAGGAGUUGAAGAGUGUGUCUCUGAGAGAUGAGGUGGAGAAGCUGCAGGAGGAGAAGCGCAUGCUACUGGAGACCAUUGAUGAUCUGAAGCAGAUUGUGGACCGGCCUGUGACUAUGAGCGAGAUGGAGCCAGAGCCAAAGGCGGGAGACAAUGGGAAGGUUGACUCAGCUUUGGUUGAGGCCCUGCAAGCCAAGAUUACAGCCCUGUCUCUGGAGAACCAGCAGUUAGCCCAGAUACUCAAGAAGCGUCCAUCUCCCCAAGGAGGUGAGUGUAGCCAGGAGGACACGUCCCGUCCGGACAGUAUGAACUCUAACGCCUCCUUCCACACCACCAACGAGUCCCCCAGCGAGGCCGUGCUCCAGCCCCAGGGUGCCGAUGAGGAGGACAUGUUUGAGCUUGGCAGCACCUCCCUGAGACAGGAGGAUGAAGACUUUGAGGGGGAAGGGAAGGAUGGCGGAGAGGAGGAGAUUCGGCUGCUCAGGGAGACCCUAGGGAGUGUCCAGUCCAAAUUGCAGGAGACACGGAAGGAGAACCGCACACUCCAUGCCAGACUGAAACCUGUUCAGGGGGAGGAGACAGGGAGGGAGGGUGAGGUGUUGCUGGAGAGUCUGGCAGAGCUCCAGGCCAAGCUGACAGAGACACAGGAGAAACACGACCAGGCCAGAGAGGAGGUGCUGGCCCUAAGGGCACAGAUUGAAAGAGGAAGUGGUGAAAGAAGUAAAAUGGCCGAACAGGAGCUCCAGAGACUGAGAGGCUGUCUGGAGCAGGAAGUGACAGAGCUCAGGUCCCUGCUGACCCAGGCUGAGCAGCAGAAGGAGCGAGACGCUAGCCAGAUCAGGGAGCUGGAGGCCAGGCUGAAGGCGGCAGAAGACAGCAGUCAUCAUGAAAAGAGCCUUCUGGUGAACCGUUACAAGGAGGCGCAGGAGGAGAUCAGGAUGCUGCAGGAAGCCCUGAGGGGGACUGUGCCUGUGGAGGCUGCCGCUAAAGACUUCGAGGAGAUGAAGGGUGAGCUUGGGAGUGUGAUCGAUGGGUUGCAGCGCCGCCUGCUGGAGCUCUCCAAAUCCUACAGCGAGACCAAGAGUGAAUUGAGCACCACCAGAAACCAGCUGGAGGAGGCCCUGGAGGUCAGAUCAAAGCCUAGCAGCCCUGGAGCCAUCCCGGAUAAGGAGCAGGAGAAUCUGAGGAGCAGAGUGGAGGAGCUGCAGGCGCUUCUUGCCGACACACAGAGCAAGUACUCCUCCUCUCUGGAGGAGAUUGCCCAGCUGAAGCGUGAGGCGGAGGCUCAAGCCCAGGGCUCGGUGGCAUUAGCCGACCACACCCAGGUGGUGUCUUCUCUGGGCAGUGCCAUCAAGGACUUGGAGAGCCAGGCAGAAGCUCUGAGACAACAGUUGUCCCAGAGGAUGUUGCAGGUGGACGCUCUGCAGAACCGACUGACUGUGGAGAAGGACCACACGCCGGAUGACUCUGUGUCUCGGCUGGAGCACGAGCAGAUGAGAGAAGGCCUGGAGACGGAGGUGGGCCACCUGACGCAGCUCCUCCAGGGGGCCCUGAGGAAACAGGACGAGAUGGCUCUGGAGGCGGCUGCGGCGUGGCAGGAGCUUAAAGAGGGGAGGAGUGAGAGGGAAGCUGUGCAGGAGCUGGCCAUCAGCCGGGAGAAGGAGAAUCACACACUAAACACUAAGCUCAGAGAGGCCCAGGAUGCCAUCGCUCAGCUGAAGAAACUGGUAGAAAGUCAUGUCAGCUCAGAGAGAGAGAAAAAUAAGAAGAUUGACGACCUGUCGAGAGAGGUGGGGAAGUUAAAGGAUGCCUUAAACAGCCUCUCCCAGCUGUCCUACAGCGCAUGCUCACCCAAGAGACAGCAGAGUCUACAGCAGCAGCUCCUGGACAGCCUGCAGCAGCAAGUCAAACAGCUGCAGUAUCAGCUCGGGGAGUCAAAGAAACAACACCAUGAGAUAGUGUCAGUCUACAGGAUGCACCUCCUUUACGCUGUCCAGGGUCAGAUGGACGAGGAUGUCCAGAAAGCCUUGAAGCAGAUUCUGAUGAUGUGCAAGAUGCCAACCGAAGCCAAAUGAAGCAUCUUAGACUGAGCCGACUGGUCAAUGCUGGAGAGGAGAGUUCUUAAACCCUCCUAAUCGCAUUCAUCGCGCUACAGCGCACGUUGCCGCGUCCGUCCAUCAAAAAUGGGGAAAAAAAGGAUUUUCUGAGGGAAAAAAUACUAUUCUUCCCCUGUCUACAAAUGAUGUCAGAGGGGAGCUACAGUAUGAAGACUUGUUGUUUUGAAUGGUGUCCUAUCUUCAAACUAGCAGUGUUAGUUUUGUAUUGUUGUCAAGAAUUGUAGCAAGUUUUCACAAUUUAUUAAAUAUCUUUUUUUUUUUUUUUUU